Molecule: messenger RNA, 1338 nt
Organism: Diaporthe amygdali
Lineage: Eukaryota; Fungi; Ascomycota; Sordariomycetes; Diaporthales; Diaporthaceae
Exons: 2
Coding region: 1-1338 (445 amino acids)
Source: RefSeq, a predicted model, not a curated record
AUGGCUGCCCCAAACAUCAACCACGCAGGCUACGACCGCCGCCUCGCCGUUAUCCAGACCAUCCUGGACAGACUCGGCCUGACCGCCACCUCCAUCACCCCAGUCGAAUACGUCGAGCACUCCCCCUUCCCUUAUAACAACUUCCUCUACAAGCUGGACCUCGCCGCCCCAGCCAUCGCCGCCAACUUCACCCCCAAGCCGUGCACCACCCUUCCGCCCGCCGAGGGGAUCUCCACGCUCAUCCUGAAGCUUUCCAACCCAAAGGCAGAAGGCUUGGAUAACACUAACCGCGUCGAGAACGACGUCAUCGCCUCCUCGCUCAUCCGGGACUCUCUCUCCCAGCGCGCCCCUGACAUGGCAGACAUCGUCCCCGCCGUCUACGCGUGGGAGCCCUUCAUGGACCCCUCGCCCGACGCAGACGAGGCCUCCUCGGGCUGGACGCUGAUGGGAUACCGCCCUGGUUCAAACCUAGACGGGCACUUCGCCACCCUGGACGAGCACGACAAAGUCGCCGUCAUGGAGCAGGUCGCAACCAUCCUGUCCGCGAUCCAGGCCGUCCAGCUGCCCGCUGGCGUUACCGGCCUCGGCGGCAUGACCCUCACCAGCGACGGCGCCAUCGUCACGGGGCAGCGUUCCAUCCUCCCCGGCGGGCCGUGGCCGUCCUACGCAAACAUGUUGGCCUCGAAGCUGCAGUUCCAGCUCGGCGGCGACGCGGAGCACAGCGCGGUAUUACGUGGGUGGCGGGAUAACGGCGCCCUUCGCGCGAAAUUGGACGACUUCAUCUCAAGCCCCGCAAUCGCGAAGGUGCUGGCGCGCGGCCGCGUGGACGCCAACCACAGGGUUCUGACCCAUGGCGACUUCACGAUGAACAACAUGCUCUACGACCCGGCAACGGGGCGCAUCUCGGCCCUCCUCGACUUCGACUGGGCCGCCGUCGCGCACCCGGCGCACGAGUUCUUCUCGGGCCUGCACGACCUGCAGGGCGGCACGCACCCGGGCGACGCGGCGCUGCAGUCUGCGGUGCUCACAGGCGAUUUCAACACCACCACCGCCGCCGCCGACGACAACAAAGAGGUAUCCACCACCCCAGCCUGGGCUCAAGCCCGCACGUGGGACGCCGCACUCCGCAAAGCAGGCGGGCUCCGCCCCAGCAGCCUCGCGGGGAUCACGACGCUCGAGUCCCUCCGCGAGCUGGAGGACCUGGUCGCGCCCUUCGCGCUGUGCCACAGCGUCAUGCUGUCGCGCACGCCGGCGGACAAGACCCAGGCCCUCAAGGCCGAGACGGAGGCGAAGCUCGACGCCCUCCUCGACAGCCUCAUCCUGCAGGCGGGUAUCUAA